AGGGAGCGGGGGCGGGGCCGGCCCGGGCUCCCGGGCUCCCGGGCUCCCGGGCUCCCGGGCUCCCGGGCUCCCGGGCUCCCGGGCGCGCGCCUCCACCAACCCCGCGGUCCGGCCCCGGCCCCGGCCCCUGCCCUCCCUCGGUCCGCACGCCGGCCUUCCGCUAAGGGCAGAGCGGAUCCCGGGCGCCCCUCGCCGCGCAGCCCGGCCCGGCUCCGCCCGCUUCUCCCGGCGGGAAGCCCGAGUCCAGAGCGUGAGGCCGCCGGGCCAGAGGUGGGGGCCUCCCCGGCGCCCUCCGCUGCUCCGCUUCGCCUUCGCCUCUCCCAAGCCCCCCGGCUCACGCACCUGCGCCUCCCGCUCUCGCCUCUUACCCCGGAACCUCUGGCUCGGCGCCCGCGUCCCCCCCGGAUCCGGCGCCCGCCGUCCCCUUCCGCUUCCGGUCCGUGCCCUUGGCGCUCCGUGUCCUGUUUCGUCCGCUCCGCUCGUUCUCGGGCUCGGCGUCCUGGGGACAUGAUGGCGGCGGCGGCGGCGGCGGCUACUGCGGCCGGGGGCCUGCUGCGGGGGCUCCUGGGGGCGGCCGGAGCGCGGGCGCGUGGGGCGGCGCGCGCCGGGGCCCUGCUGCCCGUGAGGAGGGAGAGCGGCCCGGGGGCCCGCGACGAGGCCGGGGCGGCGGCGGCCCGAAGCCAGCACCCCACAGUUAGACAAUGGGAUGAGGUGACUCAUAAGCAGCUCUCAGCUUUUGGAGAAUAUGUAGCUGAGAUCCUACCCAAAUAUGUGCAGCAAGUUCAGGUAUCAUGCUUCAAUGAACUAGAGAUCUGUAUCCAUCCCGAUGGAGUUAUCCCUGUGCUGACAUUCCUCAAAGAUCACACCAAUGCCCAGUUCAAGUCUUUGGCUGACUUGGGAGCAGUUGAUGUCCCAACCCGGCAGAACCGUUUUGAGAUUGUUUAUAACUUGCUUUCUCUGCACUUCAAUACUCGAAUCCGAGUGAAGACAUAUGCAGAUGAGUUGACGCCUGUCGAUUCAGCCGUCUCAGUGCACAAGGCUGCAAACUGGUAUGAAAGGGAGAUCUGGGACAUGUUUGGAGUCUUCUUCGCCAAUCACCCCGAUCUCAGGAGGAUCCUGACAGACUACGGGUUUGAAGGGCAUCCUUUCCGCAAGGAUUUCCCACUCUCUGGAUAUGUAGAGGUCCGCUACGAUGAUGAAGUGAAGCGGGUUGUGGCAGAGCCAGUGGAGCUGGCCCAGGAGUACCGGAAGUUUGAUCUGAACAGUCCCUGGGAGGCUUUUCCUGCUUAUCGCCAACCUCCAGAGAGCCCCAAACUUGAGGCUGGAGAUAAAAAACCAGAAGCAAAAUAGCUUCUAGCAAGAGAGCUUGCCUUGUAACUGAAUAUUUAUGUAAAUAAAGUCGUACUUGGACUUGCA
Molecule: messenger RNA, 1416 nt
Organism: Dromiciops gliroides (monito del monte)
Lineage: Eukaryota; Metazoa; Chordata; Mammalia; Microbiotheria; Microbiotheriidae
Gene: NDUFS3
Product: NADH:ubiquinone oxidoreductase core subunit S3
Exons: 7
Molecular function (GO): NADH dehydrogenase (ubiquinone) activity
Source: RefSeq, a predicted model, not a curated record